CGUGGUGCAGAGCGCCACUGACGCGCUUGUUGGAAGUGGGUCGGCUCAGCAUUAAGGGGUGUGAAGGUUGCAGCCUGGAUGCUGGUCAUCAAUAAUCAGCCUGUCUGCAGUGCCUGGGUAGAGUUUGUCUCAUUCAAGCUACAGAGGACAAGCUUACCAGACCUUCCAUUUGCUCCGCCUACCUUCCCUUCACAUUGUUCUCCUGUCCUUACAUAAGAACCUUGAGGCUCUCCACUUAGACACCAUGGCAGAGGCAGAGGCAGCCAGCUCUGCUGAGGAUGGUCUUCCCACACACACACAGUGGAAACUCUCCGGUCGACGUAGCAGGAAGCCUGGGUGCUCCAACAUCUUCACGGGUGUGAACAUGCAUCAGCUGCACCGGCUGUUUAGAACAGCGGGAGACAGAAAUGCAGAACACCGGGCGAAGCUGGUGUGGCGUGGGAUGGAUGCAGAUAAGGAAGGAGCAGAAAACGAAGGGGAGGAGGAAGAGGAGGAGAGAGAGGAUGAGGCAGGUCUAGCCCAGGCCUUGGUGGGGCUGAGAGUCAGAGCAAGGAAUAAAGCAGGGAUCAGACUGGAAGGACACCGAGAACACAAGUGGCUCAGAGCGUCAGGGUAUCUCAGGGUUGAGGAGCCAUUACCUGGCUACACUGUAGAGGAUGCGGAGGCUGUUUUAGAACCAAAUCCAGACACAUUUGUGAUGCCGACUGAGGAAGACUUCCCAGAGAGCCAAAAUCCUUUCAAACCAUCUUCAUGGAGGUUUGGCGUGACCAGACUGGAGGGCGCCAGAGACCCUGAACGCUACCUUCACGGGGUUGUCCAUUAAAAACAAAUUGAAGUUUGGAACAACACAGAGGUGGAAGUUGCAAGGAGACUGACAACAUUAACUACACAACUGAUACUGCAUGAAAGGACAUGCUGUACCUCUACUGUUUGCAGCUUCUACUCAUACCCACUGCACGUGUUACACAUCAAGACAGCAACACUCCUGUGUACUUUUUUUGUGUGCUUGGAGAUUCACCAACUAUUAUAGGAAAUUCAAAUGUACAUCUUCUAAAAUCUGUUGCCUCUGUUUCAGAGGUGAACUACAUCAACACAAUCAAAUCAAACAAGGUGUGUUUGAGGUUUUACCCUGAAAACAAGUUUCUGAUGCAUAAAGUCAGUAGUUACACAGUAUUUGUGGUAUAUUAUUAUGUUAAGCAUGACAAUUAAACUUUGAAGAACACUGUUUUUACUUAGUGAUGUAUAGUUUUGUAAAUUCUUCAUUUGCUGUUUUUUUUUUGUUUUUUUUUAUUCUUUGCAACCUACAAAAGACACAACAAAAAAAAAAGUUAAAAAAAGUUUAACGCAAAACUGUCAUACUGUAAUGGAACUAAAAACUCUUGUACUUUUAGCUCCAUGUUGGGUCUCCACCAGCUCUCAGGGGAAAUAUCUUGUACUCCGGCUAUUAAAUUCUAUGUUCAUGA
Messenger RNA from Mugil cephalus (flathead mullet), 1463 nucleotides. It is a transcript of the gene avpi1, whose product is annotated as arginine vasopressin induced 1. The coding region runs from base 245 to 823 and encodes 192 amino acids. The record is from RefSeq and is a predicted model, not a curated record. The transcript is spliced from 3 exons. NCBI's taxonomy places the organism in Eukaryota, Metazoa, Chordata, Actinopteri, Mugiliformes, Mugilidae.